This is a messenger RNA of Giardia duodenalis, 876 nucleotides long. RefSeq lists its product as uncharacterized. Lineage: Eukaryota; Fornicata; Diplomonadida; Hexamitidae. The transcript has a single exon. The record is from RefSeq and is a predicted model, not a curated record. The coding region runs from base 1 to 876 and encodes 291 amino acids.
AUGCUCCUAAUAUCACCGGGAGUACUCUGCAUAGAUCAGGAUAAGAUGUGCACCUUACCGACAUUGGCUAAGUCUAAUGACAUGGUACAGUGUGCUGCCUCUUUCCAAACUUACACUAUGACUCAUUGUCCUGAAUUAUCGUGGCGUUGGAUUUUGGUCACUGCAUCUGGACAGGAUAAGAGCUAUAACGGUGCGAGCUCGGACCAUGUGAUUACCUUAAAAACUAGUGCAGAGAAUACACAAGACCCCUCUGCUAUAAACGUUUCUUCCCACGGAAGUAUCAUUUUAAACCAUCUUGAUAACUUGUUUGCGCAAGAUACUAUCCCAACACGGCCAUCCUUUAUCAUCCUGCUAGAGAGCAGUGGCCGUCCUAUCUCCUUAGCUUUUCUCUCCGAUUGCAGAGACUUUCUUGCUGAACGAGCUGUUCCAUACUGGCUUUCCUGUCCCCUGGAGAGCUUGUUUACAAAGUCUACUGAUGACUCUGAUGAGCUUGCCUACAGAUUGAAAGGGGAUGCCGCUCUCGUCUUACGGCAUAUGAAUAUAGUUUCUGUAACGGAAGAGUCGUUAGCUGUGGUUGCUGACUCAUGGGCAGAUGACACCGGAGAGAAUCGAGAAUCAAAGCUAAGGCUUUGUCUCAGUCUAAUUACUCCAGGUGAAAGGAGCGCUGUUCUGUAUGUUUCUAAGGAUAUGCUAGGAAUCUGUUUUGGAGAGCCAGACUCUGAAGAAGCAACUGUCAAAUUGGUUCCAUGCCUAUUUGAGGCUAGCGGAGGAUACUCCUCUAUCACUCCCGUUGAGAUGCUAAUCCGGUUCUGUGCCCUUCUAGAGCGCGGAAUGAAUUUCCAAACCGCCCUAGCAAGCAUAGUGGCACAGGUAUAA